AUGAAGUUCGUCCGCUACUUUAUAGCUUUUUCAACUUUAUGCUUAUCAACAACACUAUCACAGGAUUCUUCAGACAAAAGUUCUGAAGAAAACAUCAUGCCAAAAUGCUUUAAACCACAAUACGAAAUUAGCUCUUCGGGUGACAUCAAAAAAAUCAGUGACUGUCAAACAAUUUCGGGCAGUAUCAAUAUUCAUGGAUAUGAUAACGAGCUUCUAGAACUUGGUUCAAUUAGACAAAUUAAGGGAGAUCUCAAGAUAUCUAAUGCAAGCCAAGUUAUGAGAAUAGAAGCCCCUGAAUUGGAAUCAAUUGAUGGAUCUUUUACACUCAGCACUUUGACUUCGCUUACAUCGGCCUCUUUCCCAAAGUUAGAAUCAGUGGACACCCUUGAAUGGAAAGUUCUUCCAAUUUUAAGUUCGGUCGGUCUGAACAAAGGUAUUAAAAAAAUCAACUCCAUUAUAAUGUCUGAUACUUCACUCACGGGAUUUGGAGGCUUUAACGUGGACACACUCAAGACACUCAGAAUUGACAAUAAUAGGUUCUUGGAAAGGAUCGAGUCGUCAGUAAAAGAAAUAACGGACGAAUUAAUUAUUGCAGCAAAUGCUAGGAACUUAGAAGUUGCGUUUCCAGAGUUAGGCUGGGUCAAAGUUGCUAUGAUCAAGGAUACAAAGAACUUAGAUCUUGGGGGCUUGCAAGUAGUCCAGUCUUCAGCCGAAUUCAUUGAGAAUAAAUUCGAUACAUUAAGUCUUCCUAAACUUAAAUCAAUUGGGUCCACUUUGAGUAUGAUAAACAACAAGAAACUUGAGAAUGCCGACUUCAGCUCAUUAGUUGAAGUGGGUGGAGGCUUGAUGAUCAUCAAAAACAAUAAUUUAAAGGAAAUCAACUUCUUCCCAGCCUUGAAAUCAGUUGGUGGUGCCAUUGAAUUUGAAGGUGAUAUUAAUGACAGCAGCUUUAAAAGACUCAAGAUUGUAAAAGGAAGCGCAAUAAUGAAAUCCUCUUCCAGCUCCUUCGAUUGUCAAAAAUGGAUUGACAAAGAGGUUAGUGACGUUGUUAGGGGUGGGAAAAUUGAAUGUGGGUCCGGAAACUCAGAAUUCACUGAAGUGAUUCAUAUUGAUGAGGAUGGUGAACGUACUGGAACAAGCACCGGUAGAAAUAAUGCCAAAACUUCCGACAAAGGAAGAGGUGUACACAAUGUGCAUGAUUCCACAAGUGUUGCAACCCAUUCAUUUGGUGACACAAGAGGGCUUCUCAGUAUAUUUGUUGCAUGCUUGACAAUUAUGGCAGCUGUUGAAAUUUCAAGUUAG
Molecule: messenger RNA, 1302 nt
Organism: Brettanomyces bruxellensis
Lineage: Eukaryota; Fungi; Ascomycota; Pichiomycetes; Pichiales; Pichiaceae
Exons: 1
Coding region: 1-1302 (433 amino acids)
Biological process (GO): ascospore wall assembly
Cellular component (GO): plasma membrane; fungal-type cell wall
Source: RefSeq, a predicted model, not a curated record